Zalophus californianus (California sea lion) is the source of this 7125-nucleotide messenger RNA. RefSeq names its product zinc finger CCCH-type antiviral protein 1. The transcript is spliced from 14 exons. Gene Ontology annotation, molecular function: NAD+ poly-ADP-ribosyltransferase activity. Lineage: Eukaryota; Metazoa; Chordata; Mammalia; Carnivora; Otariidae. The record is from RefSeq and is a predicted model, not a curated record. Bases 175 to 3228 code for a protein of 1017 amino acids.
CGUCACCCUCGCGGAGCGCAGAAGCAAGCGAGGGGUCGGGUGGUUGCGGCGGUGGCCCGCAGAACUGCGCGCGCCGUUCGCUUUCUUUCCAUUCGGCUGCCGUCGCGGUUGGCUUGCAGUCUGACACCGGGAUCGGGCUGAGUCCCGCGCCGCGGCCGGCGAGCGCAGCGCGCCAUGGCGGACCCGGAGGUGUGCUGCUUCAUCACCAAAAUCCUGUGCGCCCACGGGGGCCGCAUGGCCCUGGACGCGCUGCUCAAAGAGAUAAGGCUCUCCGAGGGGCAGCUCCGCGAGGUGCUGGAGGAGGCUGGGCCCGACCGCUUCGUGGUGUUGGAGACCGGCGACAAGGAAGGGGUCACCCGGUCCGUGGUGGCCACCACCCGAGCCCGGGUCUGCCGUCGCAAGUUCUGCCAGAGACCCUGCGAAGACCUGCACCUCUGCAAGCUCAACCUGCUGGGUCGGUGCAACUAUUCGCAGUCGGAGCGGAAUUUGUGCAAAUAUUCUCACAACGUUCUCUCAGAAGAGAACUUCAAGAUCUUGAAAAACCAUGAGCUCUCUGGACUGAACAAAGAGGAAUUAGCAGUGCUCCUCGUCCAAAGUGACCCUUUUUUUAUGCCUGAGAUAUGCAAAAAUUAUAAGGGAGAGGGUCGAAGAGUGGUUUGUGAUAAGUAUCCACAGUGUGAAAGGCUCCACAUCUGUGAGCACUUCACCCGAGGGAACUGUGGUUAUACCAACUGCCUCAGGUCCCAUAAUCUGAUGGACAGAAGGGUGCUGGCCAUCAUGAGGGAGCAUGGGCUCAGCUCCAGCGUGGUUCAAAACAUCCAGGACAUCUGCAACAGCAAGCACAGCCCAAAGAAACACUCUGGGCACAGAGCUCCUCCGGCCUAUCGUAGAGACCCGGCCUACAGAGGUAGAAGCAAGAGCAGAGACCGAUCAUUUCAGGGAAGUACAGAAUUUCUUCCAUCGGCUUCAGCUCCUACUCCAAAGUCCUGCACACCUGCUCCAAAUCAAAUCGGCCACAAGCCUCCCCUGGAUGACGUGCCCGUAGAGGACCUGGCCCACAGGUUCGUGCGUUUGGGAAGUCAGGAUGGCCCUCAGCCCUCCCCGGUCCCGCCUCAGGCUGAUAAUCUCAGAGGAAGAGAUCAAGUGGGAGGAAGCCUGCAUUUUUCAGAGAAUGGCAGCCCAGAAGAUCUCUGUUAUGGGAAUCAAGGUAGCAUUUACUUCCCUUCUGAUUCAGUGCCUGCUUCCAACCAGAAGGGCCCUGCAACCUGGCUGAAUGGCAAAGGCACUGGUAGAGAGAAUUUGUUUCCUCAGAGUCAAGCUGCCCCUGGCUGUCCUCUAGGUUCUCCACAAACACCUGAUGCCAUAACCGACAGAAAGAGCGUGGGCAUGCUCUCCUCGGACGGCGUGAACACCGAGGGCAGAGGUGGGAAACAAAAUGUCCAGUAUGUCCCACUUUUUAAUAAUAAUGUUGAUGGAAUGGCCACAGAUAUAAGUUCCACAAGACCUUUCAAUCACAAAACCGCAACCAGUAGACAGAGGGAAAAACCGUUGCCUAGGAAUCGGGACACCGGAACCACGCACAGUAAUCUCCAAACCACUGGCAAAAUCACAGAUGGCGAUGAUCCGACAGUGGCAUCUGUUAACAGUCAAUACGGAGAGAAGACAAUUUGGGCUAAUAAAUCUGUCCACGGUGCACUAAAUGGCUCUAGUCAAGUGGCGGAUGAAACCAUCAAAGUCAAUACAGCUGGUGCCACCGGUUUUGACUUCACACGGACAUUCAGAGGGGAUAAAAAUGCGAUGUGCUUUGGAAGUCAGAGUCUGAAAACCCAGGUCCUGCCGACACCUCGGGAGACCACUGUCCCCACCUCACAAGUCCGUACUCAGUCCAAGAUGCCACCUUCCACAUCCUCCUCAAGCAACAGAGCUGCAGCCUAUGCAAGCCAUGGUCAGAACUCUGCCAGUGAGCUUGCAAGGACCCCAAGAUGUGCUCUGUAUUCUGCAUCGGACGUUGAGAGUACCGGCUCUUCCAGGAUGGAUGAUAGUGGCUCGAAGGAAAUUUGUCUUGACCAUCUGUGUGGGGAUUGUCAAGUUGAAAACUGCAACAAAGUUCACUUCCACCUCCCUUACCGGUGGCAGAUGCGGCUUGCAAAUACCUGGAUGGACCUCCAGCCCAUGGAGAAUAUUGAGAAGGCCUAUUGUGACCCCCAAAUCCGCACCUUUUCUAUUGGAAAUAAAGACAUCGAUUUCCAGAAAAUGACUUGUAAUUUUAAUCCUAUCCGACGCAUCUCCACACCUUCAUCUGUCACAGCGCUGACCAAUUUUGUCUUUGCCACGAAAUGGAUUUGGUACUGGAAGAAUGAAUCGGACAAAUGGGUUGAAUACGGAGAGGAGACUGGCAAUCAGCAAGCUUCAACCAUCGACUCUUCCUACCUGGAGUCCUUCUUUCUAUGCUAUCCAGCGGGCGUUGUGCCAUUUCAGGCGGGUUCACAGAGCUACGAGCUGAGUUUUGCGGGCAUGAUUCAAACAAAUGUAGCUUCCAAGACCCAAAAGGAUGUUGUCAGAAGGCCAACAUUUAUGUCUUACAAGGCUGUGCAGCAGAUUAAAAAUGGGCUCAAUUAUCAGCCGGCGCAGACCCCAUCAGACCCUCUAUCCUCGACAUUGCUUCCUCAGUGGGACUUUGGCUCGAGUGAAUAUGAGUUGUUAGAGAUCGAUAAUCGGUGUCCGGAAUAUGCCAUGAUAAGUGACUAUUUUAAAACUUCCAUGAAAAAUUUCAAGAUUGAAAAGAUAAAGAAGAUCAAGAACACAAAGCUCUUGAAUACUUUUGAAAGGAAAAAAAUGAAGAUGAACAACAGAGUGGAAAAAAUUCUGUUUUAUGCAACAAGCCGCAUCCAUGUGGAAUCUAUCUGUAAGAAUAAUUUUGACUGGAUCUUACAUGGAACUGGUGAAACCAAACACGGAAAAGGAAUUUACUUCACAAAAGAUGCCAUCCAUUCCCAUAAAAAUUGCCAAGGUGAUACCAAAAACAUCGUUAUGUUUGUAGCUCGAGUCCUGGUUGGAAAUUUUACGCAAGGAGAGAUGGGAAGCACCAGCCCUCCCCCACCACCAUAUGACAGCUAUGUGGAUAUAAGGUUGAAUCCCUCCGUUUUUGUCAUCUUCGAGAAAAAUCAGAUUUACCCAGAAUAUGUGAUUGAAUAUACUGAACUAGACAAACCCUGCGUGAUCAGUUAGGAGUGAUGAAUACAGAGUCAUAAAGGAGGCCAUCACCCUUCUCUUCACUUACUGAGCCAGAUUGCCCCAGAUAAUACAUUUUUACAUUUCUCAUCUAGUUAUCAAAUGCCUUAGAUCAGUGGUUCCCAAACUUUGCUACACAUCUGAAUCGUCUGGGAAGCUUUUUAACAAGUCCAAUGUUCAGAUCGCACCCCGUGCCAACUAAAUCACUGUUUCUGGUGUGAGAGCUGGGCAGUGGUACUUUUUUUAAAUCCCAAGGAUUCAAAUGUGUCAUGGAGUUUGGGAACCACUGUCUUAGAUAUAACUGAGAAAGACGGAUUUCUAAAACAUCUGUAACUGCCAACAAGUUUCUCGCCCAGCUACUCUUCGUUUACUGUAUGACAUGGUUAAAUCUUGGUUAAAUUGAAAGAAAAUUAAUUUGGGCAAUUUGAGAGAAAUCUAAAAAUGCCUAUGGAAGUAAGGACAUAAGACCGUACCGCCUUGGAUAGAAGAUUAUGGAAGGUUGUGGGGGGCGGUUAGGAAAAUGCGGUGGCGGUGGGGAGGAGAGAAAAGGUAAUUUAAAUGCCAUUACAGAUGUAACUGUACCGUACCUUCGUGGUAAAACUGAGUUGGGGCACACAUUUCUUUAUAUCUAACGUUUAUUUAGGGGACCCCAUCCAGGCUCGUUCUCUGGAAUGCAAUGAAAAGAGCCACAAACUGGGGCUCAGAGAGAAGCAGCCAACUGGAGUUAACUGCCCAUUUGGGUUCUUUAUAUAAUUAUGGCAGAGUAGACAUUUAUAUUCCAAUAUAUGAUUAUAGAGAAGGUUUUCAGGUUGGACUUUCAGGAAGUGUCUGUAUUGUGGGGGGUCUGAGUUGUAGUAACCAGACUCACAGAAGCAUGACUGAUAAACCUGUGCUAGUGUAGUUGUUCGCUGUAACAGAUGAGGAUCACCGAGGAAUUAGGAGCAAGGCCAUCCCUACUGAAGGAUAGGCCCCUUAAGGAGGCGAGAUUUGUUUCUUGGUGAACACGGAACCAGAACAAAGAGAACAAUGCCUCAAACAGGUCUUACACCUGCAAGGGGCUUCUUUUUUUUUUUUUUUUCCUAAAUAUAACGGACUGUAUGGAAUUGAAGUACAAUCAGCUUUUAAAGCAGAUGAGGUUCCUGGACCAAGAUUUCUUUCCUUAUCACGAAUCAGAUUUUUCCUUCCAGUUUUAAUUUUCAGCAUUCUGUACCAUUCACCAGUUUCCUGUUAUAACUCCUGCCAGCAGACAUAUUAUAAAAGUUAAUUAGCACUAGAGUUGAUUUUAUGUUAGUCAGAUUGUAGAUCAGUACAAACAUCUCCACAACCCCUUGGCUUAAAGGACUCCACCAGUAACAAAUGUAUAGAGAUUUUUUAGGGCAGGGUUAUUUUCUGGUAGGCUUGUCACAAAUAGUUACUCGCUUUUUUUUUUUUUAUGGUGGUAUGUUUUGGAGCUUUCGUUUCCUGAUCUUGGUUCUCACAUUUUCAGAGAUGCAGUUUGUCCAAAUCUGAUUGCCCAUUAGGCAUCUCUACUUGGACAUUUCACAGACACCUCUAAAGCAACAUGUCCCCAGUGGAAUUCUCAAUCUGCCUCCUUCAAACGAAUCACCUUCUCCCCGAGUAUUCUGUGUCCAGAAGUCAUCCUUGACUUCUUGCUGUCCUUCUUCCAAGCUGUUCCCAAGUCUAGUUUUCCUUCUUAAAUAUUUCUUUGGCCCCUUCUGAGUUGUUCUUUACUUAGCAGUAAGAAUGGUCAUAUUUUAACAUUUUUUUUUACGUAAUAAUCUUUAAAAACACAAAUCUGAUCAUGCCUUUAGAAUAAAGGUCAAAAUCAUUAUUAUGGCCCUACAUGAUUUCUCCCUUCCCUGCCCUCUAUCAUUUAUUUUCUUCUACCCAAGCCACUCUGGCUUACUUUUAGUUCUUUGGUACACCUUUUCCCCUAGCUCAGUGGUUCUCAAUGAGUAUGCCUGCCUUUUUUUUUUUUUUUUUUUUGGACAAAUACAUUGUAACAUCUGCUUUAUUAUCCUUAAAGUGCAAUCCAAUAGUAAUAUACUCUACCUACACAUGAUUUCAGAAAUAAAUUUAAAAUUAAUUAAAAUUAACAUUAGCAUAAAAGGAAAAUAAAAGUUACAUUACUUGGGCAUGACUAUAUUAGAAGACUUAAGUAAUCAGAUGUUUACACCUACUUAUAAUGGGCAAAUUUACAAGAAGGUAGAUGAUCAAAAUUGCCUUUAUACAAAGUAUGGGAAAAUGAAAAAGCAGGGAUAGGAGUGGACCUUAGAAUAAAAACUGGUGAUGCAUAACUUUUUUGAAUAUGAUAGUACUUACAAGAGAAAUAUCGAAAUAGCCUUAAUUGAAAUAAAGAUACUAUGCAAGAAAAUCUACAGACUGUCGACAUGGAGAAAAUGAGGAAAUAUUCUAUUUUUUGCAGACGAGCUGUAGGUCAUACAGGAAUGUCUAGUGAGACAUUCAAAAUUCGUGUAGGGUGCAGAAUAGUUUCUUAUUGUGAGGAACUGUCCAGUAUGUUGCAAGAUGUUCGGCAUACUUGGCUCUCAUAAUACUAAGUGCCAAUAGCACCCUCUCCUCCCCCCAGCUAUAGGGCGACCAUAAACCCUAUCAGAUCUACUCACCCUUUCCAAAGCAGUCACAUUUUGUCACAUCCCAUUUGUUGGCCUGAGAGCACUCCGAGGUGAUACAAUCUACUUACAUACAAGAAUUUCUUUAAAAACCCAUUUAACACCCCAACUCUGUUAAAAUGGAAAAACAGAAAGAAAGAAAUCGGUAAUGAAACUAAAAGGAUUUUCAGUAUGUAAAUGCUCAGGCAUGACUGUGCUAUCUGUCCGACAUCAUGAAGUAGAUAUUUACUCCUACUUAGAGUGAAUAGGUUUGAAUUUCAGAGUCGUUCCGAGGCUACUUCUGAUAAAGAAGUACAGGAAAAUGAAAGAUGAGAGGUAUGGGUGACUCGAGGAUGAAAAUCAAUGUUAGAGUGAGUCAUAACAGACCACAUACCUUCUCUGUAUGUGGUAAGGGAAAGAGUGCAACUGGUAUAAGGAUAACAGAUUGUCUAAGAGGGAGGGGCACCUGGGUGGCUCAGUCGUUGGGCGUCUGCCUUUGGCUCAGGUCAUGAUCCCAGGGUCCCGGUAUCGAGUCCCACGUCGGGCUCCCUGCUCCGCGGGAAGCCUGCUUCUCCCUCUCACACUCCCCCUGCUUGUGUUCCCUCUCUUGCUGUGUUUCUCUCUGUCAAACAAAUAAAUAAAAUCUUAAAAAAAAAAAAAGAUUGUCUAAGAGGGAAAAAUGAAUGAUAUUCUCUCCAGCGAGCUGUAGGUCCUACAUAAAUGUCCAGCAGGACAUUAAAGAGGCGAAUAGGGUACAGAAUAAUUCUUCGUUGUGUGGGCCUAACCCAUCCACUGCAGGACAUCCGUUCUCCCUGGCUGCCUCCACUCAGUGCCAGUAAUAGUUCUCACCGAUUAUGAAGCCAACAACCCAUCCACUUCCAAAGUACCACAGUGAGAACCACUGACUUAGUUAAUGUCUAGCAUCCUCAGAUUCACUUACUUUUACCUCCAUAAGGAGUCCUUCUAUGGAGUAGAUGAGAUGCUUGCUUCCCCAAACCCCAGGUUGUUAAAAAACCGUGUGUCCUCCUUUGUUCAUGUUUAGCAUCUCUCCAACUUGUGGUUGUCUGCUUUCUGCAUUAGAAUGUAAGCUCCUCGAGGGCUGAGUCAACCCGUCUUGUUCACUGUACCAUACCUGUUACUUCGCUGAGUGUUUGAUACGUGGAUACCUUGGACACAUUGUGUUGAAUAAAGUAAGCUCGGCUGUUUACAGUCCAGCCGUUGAGUUGUAUUUCUUCUUCUUCAAGCAUAAUUUGAGACUAUCCAAUAAAGAGAAAUAUUAAUUUUG